GUUUGAUGAUGAUGGCAAUGAUAGUGGUGGUGAUGAUGACAGUGUAGAUGAUAGUGUUGAAUAUGUUGUUGAUGCUGAUGUUAAUGUUGGUGAUGAAGAUAGUGGGGAUGGUGAGUUAGGCUGUGAGUUUGUUGAUGAUUGUACGGAUGAGAAGGAUAAUGUAGAGGUUCCUGAAAAUGAGGGCUGUGAUGGUGGGGUUGAUAAUGAUGAUAGUGGUAUUGACGAAGAUGGUGAAGAUGAUGAAGAUGCCUGUGAGCUAGCUGAUGAGGAUAAGGAUGAGGAAAAUGCUGCAGAGGUUUUUGAUAGUGAGGGCGGUGCUGGAAGGGUUGAUGAUGAUGGCAAUGAUAGUGGUGCUGAAGAUGAUGGUGACGGUGAUGAUGACGGUGUAGAUGAUAGUGUUGAAUAUGUUGUUGAUGCUGAUAUUAAUGUUGGUGAUGAAGAUAGUGGGGAUGGUGAGUUAGGCUGUGUGUUUGUUGAUGAUUGUACGGAUGAGAAAGAUAAUGUAGAGGUUCCUGAAAAUGAGGGCUGUGAUGGUUGGGUUGAUAAUGAUGAUAGUGGUAUUGACGAAGAUGGUGAAGAUGAUGAUGAUUGUGGGACUGAUGAAGAUGGUGCAAAUGAUGGUGUAAAUGAUAGUAUUGAAGAUGUAGUUGAUGAUGUUAAUGUUGGUGGGGAUGGUGAUGAAGGCUGCGAGUUUGCUGAUGAUGGUAAGGAUGUGGAAGAUAAUGUAGAGGUUGUUGAUAUUGAGGGCUGUGCUUGUGAGAUUGAUGAUAAUGAUGAUAGUGGGACUGAUGAGGAUGUUGUGGAUGAUAGUAUUGAAUAUGUUUUUGAUGAUGAUGAUGAUAAUGUUGGUGAUGAAGAUGAUGUAGAUGAUAGUGUUAAAGAUGAUGACAAUAGUGCGAUUGAUGAGGAUGGUGAAGGUGAUGAGGAUCGUUUUGUUGAUUUUAUUAAAGAUGUAGUUGAUGAUGAUUUUAAUUCUGGCGAUGAAGCCU
Molecule: messenger RNA, 989 nt
Organism: Sinocyclocheilus rhinocerous
Lineage: Eukaryota; Metazoa; Chordata; Actinopteri; Cypriniformes; Cyprinidae
Product: acidic repeat-containing protein-like
Exons: 2
Source: RefSeq, a predicted model, not a curated record